Eutrema salsugineum is the source of this 1011-nucleotide messenger RNA. RefSeq names its product coatomer subunit zeta-3. The record is from RefSeq and is a predicted model, not a curated record. Lineage: Eukaryota; Viridiplantae; Streptophyta; Magnoliopsida; Brassicales; Brassicaceae. Bases 195 to 740 code for a protein of 181 amino acids. Gene Ontology annotation, cellular component: COPI vesicle coat. Gene Ontology annotation, biological process: intracellular protein transport; intra-Golgi vesicle-mediated transport; retrograde vesicle-mediated transport, Golgi to endoplasmic reticulum. The transcript has 7 exons.
AAAGUAAUUUUCUCGAGAUUACAAUCGUUUUGUUUUCGUUUCGAUCUCUGCUUCUUUGCUUCCAUGUAUCGGAUGCUAGAUUCUUAUGCUUUAUGUUCUGAUUCCAUCAGAUCUGGUUGAAAUUGUUAAACCGUUAAUAGUUUCUGCGAUCAGAUUUUGUUGGCUUUGAAUCAGUAUAUCUUGGUUCAACAACAAUGUCAGGGGCUAAUGAUUCUUGUCCUUUGGUAAAGAACAUUCUUCUUCUAGACUCUGAAGGAAAGCGUGUGGCUGUUAAGUAUUACUCAGACGAUUGGACAACUAAUGCUGCCAAGUUAGCGUUUGAAAAAUAUGUCUUCUCGAAGACCUCUAAGACCAAUGCUCGCACAGAAGCGGAGAUAACGUUGUUGGAGAAUAAUAUUGUUGUCUAUAAGUUUGCCCAGGACCUUCACUUCUUUGUUACGGGUGGUGAAAAUGAAAACGAGCUCAUCUUAUCAUCUGUUCUUCAAGGCUUUUUUGAUGCUGUCGCGUUACUUCUGAGGAACAAUGUUGAAAAAAUGGAAGCACUUGAAAAUUUGGAUCUCAUCUUUUUGUGCCUUGAUGAGAUGGUUGAUCAGGGGAUGGUAUUGGAAACAGAUGCCAAUGUUAUUGCGGGGAAAGUAGCAAUGCAGAGCGCAGAAGCAAGUGGUUCACUAUCUGAACAGACAUUAACUCAAGCAUUGGCAACGGCCCGAGAGCACCUGGCGAGAAGUCUUCUAACAUGAUUUUCAUCGUGGAAGCAAAAUGGUAUGUUUUUAAUCAUGAGCCCUUAGUAACCAUAUCUGAAAUGGUUGCUGUUCAUUAGAAAUCAAUCCCUAUUUACUCAAGUAUCUUAUAACUAUGAUUUUUUUUUUUUCACAAUUCGUCAACUUUUUCUUCUUCUGGAAUUUAGAUCUAUUAUUCUCCUUGUUGACUAUCAAUACCUCCAUAUGACAUUGUUGUUAUGAUUUUUUUUAAGUUGAGGAUGAACAUAUAUGCACUAGUGAUUGCUAAGUU